Oppiella nova is the source of this 1155-nucleotide messenger RNA. The record is from the annotation of a GenBank genome assembly. Lineage: Eukaryota; Metazoa; Arthropoda; Arachnida; Sarcoptiformes; Oppiidae.
CUUCGCCACAAAAUGACUCUAAUCUCGCCUCAAGUGCUGAAGAAGUAUUCGAUACCAUUCAGUAAGAUUACUCAAGAGGAGGGAGAGUUUAUGAUUACGUUUCCCUAUUCAUAUCACGCGGGAUAUAACCAUGGAUACAACUGCGCCGAGUCCACUAACUUUGCACUCCCGCGUUGGGUCGAGUUUGGCAAACGCGCCGUACGGUGUCUCUGCCGAUCGGAUUCGGUUCAGAUCAAUAUGGAAGCAUUCGUCAGGAAGUUCCAGCCCGACAGGUAUGACAUGUGGCUGCACGGGAAGGACAUCGGACCCGACCCUAAAGAUCCGAGUCAUGUAUGCGCCGCACCCGCGCCCUCCCAUUACGAAAGGGAUAUUAUGUCCAAAUUUAAUAAACACAAACGCCAUCCGCCGCACAAAAAGGACUUCUCCUCUGAUACUGAAGAGUAUAAUAGUGAUGAUUGUGACGAUGAAUGUGGGCCUCAAUGGACUCCUCCGACAAAAGCCGCCCGAAAGAUGUUCGAGAAUUGCGAUGAAUCAGAUCUCAUGAAUGGUUUAAUAUCCGCGCCGAGUAUAUCAUCGAUCAGUGCAGACACCAUCUCUUCGAUGCCUAAACCGCCGACUAUUUCCGAAACCAUUCAUCGAUUGCAUCAGAAUCUCAACUCUUCUUCGGAUAAGCAAAAGGAAAAGAAACGCAAAAAGAGAGCAAAUGAGUCGUCAGUUCCGCCGCACCUUCUGAACCAUUCGUAUGCGAAACUCAAUGACCAGAAGUCUCGUGUCUCGUCCUGCACUCAACCAAACUCUCAAACUAGUUGUGAAUAUUUCGCACACUUUUCACUCAACGACUCCAACAUUUCAGACAUGGAAUCGAUUAAAUCGCAAGAAGUAAACCAUACCUCAAGCCCCCACUCAACUCACUUUCUGAGUGCAAACUGUUCGUCAACAUCCACUCAGUCGACACCCCAUUCGCAGUCCUCUCUCAACACUGAUUGCAUGUUUAGUCCAGUCCUUGAGAAUCCAUUAAAUAGUGAACCGAAAGCCAACCAAAUGAAUGAAUCGGAAGAGCAAUACGUGAUGAGACCAAUGGUAUCGCAACCGCCGCAUAUCAUACCAUACUAUGAAUAUUCUGCUGACAAUAUAAACCUCUCUUCACAGCCACCU